UGCAAAACCCAAGAGUCCAAAACCUCACUUUUGGAUUUUUUCCAGAAAACCCAACGGCUCCUUCACUCCCUCUCUCUCUCUCUCUUGGUCCGCAGUUGUUGCAAGCACAAAGACACAACAAAAAAAGCAUUGUCUUUCUAAGAUAAUAAGGAUUAAGGAGGAGAUGAGGAAGAGAUGGCGACUGGUGGUGGUAGUCAGGUGGUGAAAGUGAAGAGGGUGACAAUCGAGGCAUGUUUGAAGUGCGGUCUUUGUAAUAAGGUGUCGGAGGAGGCUAUAACCAUUUCACUUUGCCUCCAUACGUUUUGCAUGCAGUGUAUCUUCCAAAAACUGUCGGAUGAGGAGUAUGACCAAUGUCCCGUUUGCGAUACUCAUCUCGGUAAUUUGCCUGUGACAACACUCAGGCUUCCGCCCUCGUCAACUAUGUUACCCACAUUGACUGGUCCCUACUCGAUCAACUCCCCGGCGAGCGCGGUGGCUCCAUUCUUGUUGAAAUUGAAACUUACGAUGUUGAAGCAGAUGAGAAGCUCACAGGAUGCAUCAAGACCAGAUCUUUCUCUCCCUUUCUCUACAAGCUCACAGGAGUGAGAAGCAGCUGAGAAACCAAAUCUCUCUCUCUCGGUCUCUGCUCAGCUGGUUCACCCAUCACACGCCGCCACAACAUGCAGAUUUAGAUAAACGGCCUAGAUUGUCCGACGACGAUGAUGAUCGUGCUGAUGGCGAGGGCGGAGGAAGAUUGCGUUAUUCGAUGGAAGAUCUGCAGUUUGGUGCACCACCACCAUAUGGUGGCACUAGCAUUUACAUGGGUGCCCACAAGGAUGACUGGAUCAUCACACUCGCCCAGUUUGCAGUAGACCAGCGCAAUCACAAAGAACAUGAAACACGGGGUCUACUCUACGGAAAGCAGGCAUGUUUAGUCCCUUAUUCUUCAAAAGCUUCAUCUUUAAUCACCGGGAUAAUGCACAAGACUUCGGCUAUUCGACGACUCGACGAUCCCUUCGAUUUUGGCGUCGGAGAGGUGAUCUGCUCGGAGCUUCGGGACUGGAAUCCUGGUUGUGUAGUUUGAAGCAUGAUUUGUGGC
Molecule: messenger RNA, 1078 nt
Organism: Malus domestica (apple)
Lineage: Eukaryota; Viridiplantae; Streptophyta; Magnoliopsida; Rosales; Rosaceae
Source: RefSeq, a predicted model, not a curated record